CGCUUCUCCGCCCGCCGCCGCGCAGAACAUGGCGACGCUCAAGGCCGUGUGCGUGAUGAGGGGCGACGGCCCCGUGAACGGCGUCAUCCACUUCCAGCAGCAGGGUGAUGGACCAGUAAAAAUCACUGGGAAAAUCAAUGCCUUGAGUGACGGGGAUCAUGGCUUCCACGUGCACGAGUUUGGGGACAACACAAACGGGUGCACCAGUGCAGGUGCCCACUUCAAUCCCCAAGGCAAGCAGCAUGGUGGACCAACUGAUGAAGAAAGGCACGUGGGAGACCUCGGCAAUGUGACUGCUAAAGGAGGGGUGGCAGAGGUGGAUAUAGAGGAUCGGGUCAUCUCCCUGAGUGGGCCACACAGCAUCAUUGGCCGCACCAUGGUGGUCCAUGCAAAACCUGAUGACCUGGGUAGAGGAGGAGAUAAUGAGAGCAAACUAACUGGAAAUGCUGGACCUCGUUUAGCUUGUGGYGUAAUUGGAUUAGCCAAGUGCUAAGUACUGCACCUGGAGUGCGAAAUGGGCUGUAUUUCAUAGCAAAUGCUGUACCUGGCCUUGUUCAAGAAAAAGAUUUAUCACUUAAUCUCAUUACUACUUUGCGUUCUGAGUAUCAGUGGAACUGGURAAGACUGACUUAAUUUUGUACAAUGUAUAUUGCAAUUAAAGUGAGUGUGAUGGAAUGUCUCUGUAGUCUUCUGCUAAAGCCUCUGUUGUUGUCACCUUGAGUGUGAUCUUCACUAGCAGGAACUCUCCUGUUGUGUCAUGGAAGGUGUUUAUCAGUGACCACUAAUGCUGUGCACUAAAAUGUGAUGUAUUGUGUAACCUGACCACCCUUAGGAGCUCUGGCAAGACUACCCACCAAAGCAGGGGGGACCCUCUA
This is a messenger RNA of Nothoprocta perdicaria, 875 nucleotides long. It is a transcript of the gene SOD1, whose product is annotated as superoxide dismutase 1. Gene Ontology annotation, biological process: removal of superoxide radicals. Lineage: Eukaryota; Metazoa; Chordata; Aves; Tinamiformes; Tinamidae. Gene Ontology annotation, molecular function: copper ion binding; superoxide dismutase activity. The record is from RefSeq and is a predicted model, not a curated record. Gene Ontology annotation, cellular component: mitochondrion; peroxisome; cytosol. The transcript is spliced from 5 exons. The coding region runs from base 29 to 493 and encodes 154 amino acids.